UCUCACUGCCACCCCCAUACCCUGCACGUGCACCCCUUUUUCCCUUUUUCUUCUCCUCCUCUUUCUCCUCUCUAGCGACGACGAACAACAGGGCUCUCCCUGUUAUUCUUCUCCAAGCUUGCAACCCCUUCUCUUCUUCUUUUCUCUUCUCCAACGGCAACAAGCUUCUCCUUCCUUGCUGUCCUGCUUCUCGGUAGCAUCGUCGGAGCUCCUCGGAGUGUGCCGGAGCUCGCAGGACCACUAGGAAAGAGGGGAAAACAAAGUCCUAAUUGCUGCCCUCUUUUCUAGCCAAGCACAACAGGCACCGAAGCUAGCUCGCCAAGACAACCGGUGAAAAAGGGAAAAUCCCUAGCUGUUGUCCUUUUCUUGGCAGCACCGCCGAAGUUUGUCGGAGCUCGCCGGAGCUAGCUGAGACAGCCAGCGACAAAGGGAAAACAACCCUAGUUGCUGCCCUCUUUUUUUUUCCAGCAGCCAUAGAAAAAUCCUUAGAAGAUAGCUACUUAAAGAGCUAGCAACGUAACAUGGAGGCUAGGCGAGCAGAGGUUGAACAGAUACUUCAAAUGGCUGAAGGGGAUGGAGAAUAUAGCUAUGCCGCUAAUUCUAGGGGUCAUAAAAAGCUAAUUAUUAUGACAAAAUCCAUGUUGGAGAAUGCCAUAGAGCAAAUGUUCAAGACCUUGCUCCUUAAGAGAAUUACUAUUGUCGAUCUCGGUUGUGCUUCAGGCCCCAACACCUUGUUAGUGCUCUCUCAAGUUAUUGACAUUAUCAGUAAGUUACAUAAACAAUCGAAGGUGGAGACACUUCCAGAAAUCCAAUUCAUCUUGAACGACCUGCCAUCGAAUGACUUCAACAGUGUUUUUCAAUCCUUGGAAGAGUUCAAAAAGAAGAUUAAGGAAGAAAGAGAAAACCUACUUAUACCAUAUUAUGUUGCAGCUGUUCCAGGGUCAUUCCAUGGGAGACUUUUUCCUUCUUCCACUGUUCAUUUCUUUCACUCUUCCACUAGUCUCCAUUGGCUAUCUCAGGUUCCUAAAGAACUUGAGAGGACACAAGGUAUUUCACAAAGCAAAGGAAAUAUUUCCAUCACAAGGACUAGCCCCCCUUGGAUAGUAAAAGCAUAUCAAGAACAAUUUCAAAGAGAUUUCUCUAUAUUUCUUAAGUCUCGUUUUGAAGAAUUAAGUGUUGGAGGAGGAGCAUGGUUAACAUUUCCCGGAAGAGAUCAUGUAGAUGGUGACUCAUUAAGCCACCUUUCUGAACUAUUAGCAGAUUCCCUUAAUGCGAUGGCUGAAGAGGGGAUCAUUUCUAAAGCUAAAGUGGAUGGUUUAUAUUUUCCGUUCUACGUGCCAUUGUUGGAGGAAGUGAAGUCGAUAAUUCUCGGUGAAAGUUCAUUCCAUAUAGAACAAGCACACUUGCUAAGCAAUAACAUAGAACUUUACAUUGUACAAGAUGGGAAGAAGAUCGCAAACAGUUUUCGUGCCGGGAUUGAAUCCUUCGUUGCCCAUCACUUCGGGGAUGACAUCCUCGAUGAACUAUUUGAAAGAUUUGCUGAAAAAAUUUCAAGGAGCAUUCUUGAAGAAAAGCUCACUAAGUGCAAUACAUUGAAUAUUGUCAUUGUGUUGAAGAAGAACACUCCACAAUAAUCAUCUAGUGGAUGCAUUAUAAGUAAGCAAACAAUCAAAUUGUAUCAGUAAAAUUUACAUCCAAGUUCCUUUUCUUCUUCCUUC
This is a messenger RNA of Zingiber officinale, 1718 nucleotides long. Its product is annotated as anthranilate O-methyltransferase 1-like. The record is from RefSeq and is a predicted model, not a curated record. Gene Ontology annotation, molecular function: S-adenosylmethionine-dependent methyltransferase activity. NCBI's taxonomy places the organism in Eukaryota, Viridiplantae, Streptophyta, Magnoliopsida, Zingiberales, Zingiberaceae. Gene Ontology annotation, biological process: methylation. The transcript has 6 exons. The coding region runs from base 522 to 1634 and encodes 370 amino acids.